Schistosoma rodhaini is the source of this 2929-nucleotide messenger RNA. The record is from the annotation of a GenBank genome assembly. Lineage: Eukaryota; Metazoa; Platyhelminthes; Trematoda; Strigeidida; Schistosomatidae.
UAAUAAGUUAGAUAUACACAAAAAUUCACAAUCCUAAUUCAAGUAUUAUUUCAAUAUGAUUGGUUAAAAAAUAAGAUAGGAUUAAAUUACACCCUUUAUUGUUUGAUGUAUAGGAUAAAUAGGAUAAAAAAAAUCUAGUUGUGGGCGUUAUGUGUAUAGCACAAAUUAAACACGUUCCAUAGAAUUCUCUUGAUCAUACUAGUAAGUAAUAAGUAACAACGAUAAUAUGUGACAAAAUGGGGACAAUAAUUUGUUUUUUCUACAUUGAUAAAACUUUUGAAAAUUAAUAUAGAAUCUAAUUUAAACUUGAAUAGUUCUUUAUACAUCUUGUAUAUUCCUUCAAGAAACAUUCAUUUAUCAAAUACUUCUUUUCAAGACAUCUUAACAAGACUUUUAUCAUAGUAAUUGAAGCAUUGAACUGAAAAACAAAAUUACCAUGGAAAUUCGUAAAAGUAUUGAAGCUAAUUUUCUCACAUGUAAACAUUGUCAUUUACCAUAUAAACAACCUAAAGCAUUAGUAUGUCUUCAUUCAUUUUGUCAAUCGUGUCUAGAAGAUAUUAUAUCAAAACGUAAAGCAGAUGAAGAAGCUAAAGAAAUUGAAGCAUUAAAACUUUUGUAUAAAUCAUCAAAUUCAAAUGAAUAUUCAUCUGGUUAUCGACGUAAAUGGUCAUCACGUUUUCGUUAUGGUGAUUAUUCAAAUUCAUUAUAUGGUUCUUCACGCUAUAAUCAUACAGUUACAACAAAAGAUGAUGUAAUUACUUGUCCAAUAUGUCAAAAAGAUACGAUUGUGCCAACUGGUGGAGUAACAAGUUUACCAGCUGAUCAAUUAGCUGAUAAACUUGCAUCUAUGGUUGAUCGUAUGCCUAAUUUUCCUGUUUGUGAUGUUUGUACUAAAGAACCUUUGUUAACGGAUAAUCAUUUAAAUGGGAUUAAAUCACCACAGUCUACUUUAUCAGCACAAUUUAAACGAACUCAAUAUAAAAGUUUUAACAGAUAUGUUAGUAAUGAUGAUACAUUAAGUGAUGAUAGCGAUGCUGAUGAAGGAGUAUCACUUGACAAAUUAAGCAUGCAAGAUAGCAUGGAUAAUUCAGAAGCAUUGAGCCCGCAAACUGCACGUUCCUCUACUCACCUCUAUAAAGAUAGAAAUGAAAAGCAUUUACGUAAAUCACUUACUUCAGCUUGUAGACGUAAUGAUUUAUCUGGUCCAAGACCUGCUACUUCAGCAUGUUUAGAAUGUGGAAAGCGAUUAUGUAUCUACUGUCAAGAAGCCCAUUCUAGAAUGCCAGUUACAACUAAUCAUGUACUAAUACAAGUAGAUCAAAUGGAACAACUUCGUUGUAAUCGACAUCCUCGUGAGUUAAGACGAUUUUUUUGUUUAACUUGUCGUGCAUAUAUAUGCAUAAUAUGUGCUUUUGAAACAGUUACUGAUAGUACAGCGUUAUCUAAAGAAAGUUCAAAUUAUACUGGUCAUGCUGAUCAUGACAUACUAUCUAUGCGACAGGCUGUUGCUGCUUAUCAAGAUCAAUUAAAUCUUAAAAGUUCUGAAACACAAUCACAAAUGAAUCAGAUCGAAGUAUUUUUAAAUGGCCUACAAAUAUGUGAAAAUGAAAUGCGUCAACUACGUACUAUGGUGGAAGAUACUGCAAUGGCAUUCAUUGAUCGUAUUCACAUACAAAGAGCGAAACUGUGCGAACAAGUUGAUAAAAUGUUUGGUGUUGAACUAGAUCAAAUAACAACUGAAUGCAAUAGAUUAACAAGUGCUACAACAGCAUGGUAUAAUUUUAUCAACGAUGAUCGUGUAACCAGUAGACUAGAUCUUAUGGAUCCUAUUGAAGCACUAACUGAGGCAGGACCAAUGUUAGAUCGACUAAAUCGUUGUUUACAACUAGCUUCAAGUUCAAUAUUCACCUGUCCUAAUUGGCAGUUAUUUUUAUCACAACUAGCUAUAGCAGAGAAUUCUGUUCAAAAUACUAAUAAUAAUUUAGUACAUAUAGAAGAAAAGAACUAUGAGAAUGCUGACAAUAAGAUAAACACUAAUAAUGAUGAUGAAAAUAGUAUCAAAGAACAUAUAAUAGAGGAUCCACGUAUUACAUUUUGGCGUGCAAGAAUAGGUCAUUUUCAAUCAGGUGAAGUAAACUUAGGUAGAAUAGUUACACCAAAUCAAUUAAUUGCAGAAUCAAAAGCAAAAGCUGCACAAUUUGUUAAUACACAUGUACAAACUGGUCCCGAAUUAAUUAAAACAUUACCACCACCAAAAGGUGCAUUACUUCAUCGUGCUAUUCAAGUUGAUUUUCUAAAUGCUAAUUUAGAUGAUCGAGGCACACAAACAGAAUCACCAACUGUAACAAAUAUAUUUAAUUUUAAAAUUGAUGCUGGUACACAAUAUGUAAGUUCGGAUGUAAAUCCACCAGUUAGUAUUUAUCGCUCAAUUAAACAAAUUUUAGUACAAAAAUGAUAUUCAUUUACUUUACACUUAUUUCUUCUUUUCUUCUAUUCAAUGAGUUCAAUAGAUCAUGGUACUUUCUCUAAUAAUCGUACAAUCUAAUGUAUUUCACGAACCAUAUAAUGCUUCAUUACUCUUUAAAUUCUUCCCUUAAUACAAUCUUUCGAAUAUAUAUUGCUCACAGUUUAAUUUCUUAUUAUCUAACAAAAAAAGUGUUAUAUAAUUAUUCUCAUUAAUAUCAAAUGAAAUUGCAUUUAUUCAACUAUUACGUAAUAUAAAAACGUUUACAGUAAAACAAAAAGGAUACGUUUUUCACCUUUUACUUCUUCCAGAAUAAAUAUUAUUCAUGUUGAAAUGUUAUGAAUUCCCUUGAAGGAACUCAUAUAUAUUGGUUUUGUAUUUCCGAAUGGUAUUUGUGCCUCUCAUUACACCUUUUAUAUUAUUAUAAUAGAAUAUAUAUAUAAGUAAAAUAAAGAUUUGCGAUCU